This is a messenger RNA of Zea mays, 928 nucleotides long. RefSeq names its product ethylene-responsive protein. The transcript has 4 exons. The record is from RefSeq and is marked validated. Lineage: Eukaryota; Viridiplantae; Streptophyta; Magnoliopsida; Poales; Poaceae. The coding region runs from base 151 to 672 and encodes 173 amino acids.
AUCCAUCCAACUCUUCAUAACAGGCGACCUGAGAGCAGAGCAGACAGAGAGCGUUCUGGCAGCCGUUGCGGAGCUUGAACCUCUGCAACCACCAACAGCUAAACUAAAAGCAGCGGCGGACGGCGCGCGGUACUGGACGACCGGCCGACGAUGGCUACGCCGGCGCAGCAGCAGGGUGACCAGCACCAGCCGAGGCUGCAGAAGGUGAUGGUGGCUGUAGACGAGAGCGAGUGCAGCCGGCACGCGCUGGAGUGGGCGCUGCGGAACCUGGCGCCCACGCUGGCCCCACCGCUACUGGUGCUCACCGUGCAGCCGCACUUCCCGCUCGGAUACGUCUCCGCCGCGUCCUUCGGCGCACCCCUGGGCACCGUCCCUCCGGUGGCUCCGGAGCUCAUCAGGUCGAUGCAGGAGCAGCAGAGGGAGCUCACGCAGGAGCUCCUCGACAAGGCCAGGGCCAUCUGCGCCGAGCACGGGGUUGCUGUAGAGGCAAUUGUCGAGGUCGGAGAUGCAAAGGAGGUGAUAUGUGAAGUGGCUGAGAAGAAAAAUGUCGAUCUGCUGGUUCUUGGAAGCCACAGUCGUGGGCCAAUACAGAGGUUGUUCCUUGGGAGCGUCAGUAACUACUGUGUACAUCAUUCUAAGUGUCCAGUUCUUGUGGUGAAGAACCAAGGCUGAUGAAGGAUUCAACUCCCAGCUGCUAGUCCUAAUCAUGUUCGGGUAUUUGUCAACGUAUUUGUAAUGUGUAGUACUUGCUUUAGCCAAACGCAUUGGCGAAUAAAGUAGCUUGCUUUGCUUCUUGGAAGGGCCGAGGCUGGACUGGAGGAGAGUUCUUUUUCUUUUUCUUUUUUCUGGUCAGUGUGCCUUUGCUCCGGAAUGGCAGAGUUGUAAAUAAGAACUACGAACUUUGUGCGUAUUUAUGGUUGUUGUAUUU